Molecule: messenger RNA, 2145 nt
Organism: Manihot esculenta (cassava)
Lineage: Eukaryota; Viridiplantae; Streptophyta; Magnoliopsida; Malpighiales; Euphorbiaceae
Exons: 3
Coding region: 734-1951 (405 amino acids)
Source: RefSeq, a predicted model, not a curated record
CUUCUUCAGCUUUUUAUCGUCCUUCAAACAAAAACCAAAUUACCAUGCCAGUAAAGUUCCUAUUAUAUUCCCCUCUCCUUCUCUAUCUGAUUUUUAGUUUUACCUUUUUUACUCGUCUCCGGCAUUCCGUCGCCGGAAUUUCAAGCCAUUAGCUAGAAAAUGAAGGUGACGGCUAUGAGUUGUGUUUAAAUUUCAAAAAUGGAAGCGUAACGUUGUUGUGCCGUCGCGUAUAUCGGAACUUUAACCGUAUGUAGAAACCCUAAGCAAAAGCGACUUUACUUAGCAGAGUUUAGAAGUUAUUCCAUGCUUUGUCUUGCAAAUCAGAGUCUAAAUAGCAUAUAAUAAUCGGAGGUAUAGGAUAGUUGUUUCAGCUCAAGAGUCUUAAGAAUUUUAUUCAACGCACUUUGUCUUUGGUGAAGUUCUGAAUUUUCGUGUUGAUUUGAUUUGCUGAUCUCAUUCUGUGGAGUUUUUUUUUACAAACUCUCAUUCUGUGGAGUUAUCGACGAAUCUAGUGCAUCUUUUGGGCUUUUUUCGAUUGAGUUGUAGGGUUUAAACCUGUAUUUAUCUUUUGGAUUUUCUUUCACCUAAUUACAUUUUUUCUUUCUCAAUUUUGGUACUGAAGCCUAAGUGCUGAGAAAAAUAAGUUGUAUAAGUAAGAUUUUUGAAAAACGGAGAAGAAAAAUUGAUAAUACUCUUUUGACAUCGGUGGUGGGUUGAAUCGUUUCUCGUGUUCAUGAUCGCACUGGUCAUGCCUUAUCAGAUGAAGAUCCAGCCAAUCAAUUCAGACACCCCGACAGAGUCGAUUAGGUUGGAGCCAGCAAAGCCAGUUGUGAAAUCGCGUCUCAAGAGGCUUUUUGAGCUCCAAUUCCUGAGAAAUCCCGCCGCUGAAAAGGUCGCUAUCCUUGACGGGACGCAUUUCCACAAGGACGGCGUUAAUGGCUCGACUGAAUUUGAACCGAGCUCACAGUGCUUGGCGAAUAUGGUACAGAACUUCAUAGAGGAGAGCAACGAAAAGCAAUCAUCCGCCGUAGUGAGGUGUGCCCGCAAUCGCUGCAACUGCUUCAACGGGAAUUGCAAUGAUAGCUCGGAAGAUGAAUUUGAACCCUAUGGUGUUUUUGACGACCCUAAUUUGUCUUCCUCCGGCGAAGGAAUUGAAACUCUGAAGAGUUUGGUCCCCUGUGCAAGUGUUUCUGAGAGGAAUUUGCUGGCGGACACUGCGGGGAUCGUUGAUAAGAACAGGAUCUGCAAGCGUAAAGACGAUAUUUGCCGGAAGAUCGUUACUGAUGGAUUAGUGGCUCUUGGAUACGACGCUUCAAUCUGCAAGUCCCAUUGGGGAAAAUCCCCCGCCCAUCCCGCCGUAAUGGUAGAUUUUAUUGCUAAUGCAGGUGAGUAUGAGUACAUAGACGUGAUCAUCUCAGGCGAGAGACUGCUAAUUGACAUUGAUUUCAGAUCAGAAUUUGAAAUUGCUCGAUCAACCAAGGCCUACAAAUCCCUUCUCCAAUCUCUACCCCAUAUCUUCGUGGGAAAAGCGGAUCGUCUCCAAAAGAUCAUCUGCGUUGUAUCGAAUGCAGCGAAGCAGAGCCUCAAGAAGAAGGGUAUGCACAUCCCACCGUGGAGAAAGGCCGAGUAUGUCAAAGCUAAAUGGCUUUCUCCUUAUACGCGGGCCACACAGGCUCUUUCCUCGCACCAACCUGGCACCAGACCUCCAAAGGAGCAAACUUUCGUUCGAAAAGGGAUCAACAAUUUUCCACCGGGUGGCAGAGAGGAUAACUCGGAGGAGGAUACUGAAUUGGCCGAGUCUGUAUUUUCUUUGUCGCCUGAAAGUUCUAUGGAAGAAGAGAAUGACACGAUGGUAAGAGAAUGGAAACCGCCCGAGAUUAAGCCCAAGAGUUUUAAGAUUGGGUUUAAGACCGUGACCGGUUUGGCUUCAGUUAUCGAAGAUGAAGCUUGAAAUUUUGGUCUUCUGCAAUCUUAUUCUCCUCCUUUUUAAAUUUUGGAGAUCAGAUAUCAAAUGUGAUAUAAGUUUAUAACUAAUCAAAAUCCCCUUCUGCUUUUUGUGUAAGGGCUUUGAUUUACUAAUAUCAAUAAAACUCUUUACUGUAAGAAUAGUAUGCAGAUUAAAAUGAAUUUGUUCUGUUUUUUUUU